AUGUCUCCUGCUAUUGUUCAAGCCGGUGCUGGCUCUGCCUCCAAGGAUGUCAAGCGGGAAUCGGCAACUGCUCGUCUCCUGGGCUCAGGAACCGCCGGUAUUGCCGAAUUGAUGGUCUUCCAUCCUGUGGAUACCACUGCGAAGCGUCUGAUGAGCAACCAGACACGGAUUACAUCUGCCGAAGGCUUUAACCAGGUUGUCUUCAAGGAGUACGCGAAUGCUCCUCUUGGCCGCAAAUUUACCUCUCUCUUCCCCGGACUUGGCUAUGCCGCUGGUUACAAGGUUCUGCAAAGAAUCUACAAGUACGGUGGUCAGCCCUUCGUUCGCGAUUACUUGGCUCAGCACUACGGAACCGACUUCGAUAAUGCUUUCGGAAAGGGAACUGGCAAGGCCAUCAUGCACGCCACUGCUGGAAGUAUCAUUGGUAUCGGAGAGAUCGUCCUUUUGCCCCUCGAUGUUCUCAAGAUCAAGCGCCAGACGAACCCCGAGGCGUUCCGCGGCCGUGGUCUCUUCAAGAUCAUCUCCGAUGAGGGUAUGGGUCUUUACCGUGGCGCUGGCUGGACUGCGGCCCGUAACGCCCCUGGGUCCUUCGCUCUCUUCGGUGGUUCUGCCUUCGCCAAGGAAUACAUUUAUGAUCUGAAGGAUUACAACAAGGCCAGCUGGAGCCAGAACUUCGUGGCGUCCGUUUGCGGUGCCAGUGCCUCUCUGAUCGUGUCGGCUCCUCUCGAUGUCAUCAAGACCCGUAUCCAGAACCGCAACUUCGAGAAUCCCGAGUCUGGAUUCCGUAUCGUCUCCAACAUGAUGAAGAACGAGGGCCCUAGCAGCUUCUUCAAGGGCCUGACGCCUAAGCUGCUGAUGACCGGCCCCAAGCUCGUGUUCAGCUUCUGGCUGGCUCAGACCCUGAUCCCCGCGUUUGGACAGGUUGUAUAG
Messenger RNA from Aspergillus clavatus NRRL 1, 930 nucleotides. RefSeq names its product putative mitochondrial GTP/GDP transporter Ggc1. Gene Ontology annotation, cellular component: mitochondrion. Bases 1 to 930 code for a protein of 309 amino acids. Gene Ontology annotation, molecular function: guanine nucleotide transmembrane transporter activity. The transcript has 7 exons. The record is from RefSeq and is a predicted model, not a curated record. NCBI's taxonomy places the organism in Eukaryota, Fungi, Ascomycota, Eurotiomycetes, Eurotiales, Aspergillaceae.